Malassezia globosa CBS 7966 is the source of this 3372-nucleotide messenger RNA. RefSeq lists its product as uncharacterized. The record is from RefSeq and is a predicted model, not a curated record. The transcript has a single exon. Bases 1 to 3372 code for a protein of 1123 amino acids. NCBI's taxonomy places the organism in Eukaryota, Fungi, Basidiomycota, Malasseziomycetes, Malasseziales, Malasseziaceae.
AUGUUCCAUACAGACAAAGAUGCCGAUGUGACGUUUCAACUGGCCGAACUUGCCCUGCAGCGCGACAGUGCUGACGAGGGCGAUGUGCCUGAUGAUGGCGUGCCGCUAGGCGGCACAUCGACAUCCACGGCACGUGCGGCUCUAUAUGAGACCCACGACUCGCCACCAGCGGCCGCUAGUGCAACUCUAGCCUCCAAUACAGUGGAUCCAGCUUCUAAGGGAGAGGCUCCUGCUACACCACGCGUGCCGGACCACAUUCCCCUGGUGGCUAAUGACUCAGAUCGCGAUUCAGACAUCUCGUCUAAUGCGUCGCAGGCUGGCUCACGAGUCGGCAGUCCUGAACCGCGGCUGGACCUUGCGUCGCAGUCCAGUGAAACCGAUGCAACAACGCAUCAUACAUCUACCGCGGCAAGCACAACGAGCUCGGCCAUGCUUAGUGGGAGCGUGCCAAGCAUUUCACCCAGUCUGAACACGCCGGCGCCUGUGAUGGGCCAGCGUGUAGCCUCUUACUCUGUCAGUGCACUAGCGACAUCCCAGCCGAGGCACCGGCGUCACCACGACCCUGUUGCCAUGCUGUCUGGUGUCGGUGAGUCGCAGUACAACCAGCUAGAAGAGCUUGUGAUGCGUCCUGGUGCCCAGUACCGCAUCGUUGUGUCGUAUCGACCACCUCGUGAGCCUGUGGACAGCGAAUACACGGGUGGGCGGCUCAAACACUCGUCAUUCCGGAUCUAUUUGGAUUAUGUGCAUGCAGCAGAAAAUGCGCAUGGUGGUCGUGAGCGGCGUGAGAUCCAGUGCCAUUUGCGAACAUGUACGCCUUUCAUCUCCGUCGAGCCACGUGUCGUCGAUUUCGGCAUGGCCAGCGUUGGUGCACGAAUGACGGCCCAGGUGGCCAUCACAAACCACUCCGAGCUCGAGACCCGUAUCCUUCUGCGCUUUGUGUCCAAAGUCCUGAGCAUGUACAUGGAUGAAAUUGCUGUGCCUGCCCGGCAGACCGUUGAACUGAAGAUGGAGUUCUUCCCGCGCCGCAUUAAUGAGUCCUACCGAAAACAGAUCACCGUCAUGAAUCUGCUGAAUCGGAGUAAUGACCAGAUCCUCGAGGUUCGUGCGCGCAAUGUCGACCUGCAGCGCGUGAGUUUCCACUCGUUGUUCUACCGAAUCCUCACGACUUCCGGCUCAAACUUCCUCGAUUUUGGCGACGUAAAUAUUCAUUCGCCCAGCGUGCGCAGUUUCGGCAUCGAGAACUUGUGUGCGACACGUCUCUCGCUUGAAAUGAGUGUCGCGCAUCCCGAAGAUCUACAGCUGUAUGUGAAGGCGCCACAAUUGCACACAACACGCUCUGACCACAACCGUGUGGCUGCGCUAAAGGAGCAGUUCCUCGAGACUAUCUCCUCCGACACGCCGUCUCAUUGCUCUGUACCAACGAAACGGAUCCAACACACGCCUAAAAGCCACGCGAUUGCCCUGAAACGUGGGAGCCGCGGCCGUGCCUCCUUUCAGUGCGGCUCGUCUAUGGCUUUCCGCGAUCGUUCCCUAUUGCUUCCACUUGCCUUUCUUGACCUGGCUGCCGGAUCGCCUGGUGCUGACCCUCGUCGCCGCUCAAGCACUCGGAAACACGCGUGCAAGUCGCCGCAUGGAGCUGGACACAGUCCGCCACUGCGUAUGUCUGGCCGCAAACCGAGCGAAACAGGCCGAACCGUCGCCGGCAAUGCAUCGGGCGCAGCCGGCACAACACUGGCCGCAGAGACAACCGCUGCCAACAUGCCUACCAAAUCAGGAGUACAAGGCGUGCACGCUGUUACGUCCGCCGCUAGAGCUAAAGCUGACAUAGGUCUUGGAUCUGGCUCGAAUGAAGGCGUAGGCACGGGCCCUAGCACAUCGAUGCGUUCAGCCGGAGCUGCAGGCCACACAAGACAGCAAACACAGUCCCCGGCACUAACAGGCACAUGGUAUCGAGCAACGCGCUUUGCAGACCCACAGGAUGUCGCUGCACUUGAUCUCGAUGCGCUCAUAUCAGCCCUGGAGCACCAACCUGCUUCCUUAUCGACCUUCUUUGUGCGAAACGUCGAGGCGGAAGAGCGAUUGGUUCGUACGGAAAUCAAUCUGCAUCGUGCGCUGCAUGAUGCAAUUGCCUCCGGGCAGCUCAUACCGACUGGCUUACUGAACGUGCCUCCUCACACGGUCAUGCAAGUGGUGGCUGUGUACACGCCACAUGGCAGCACACGACCGCAUAUUCAGGGCAAUGCGCGCAAGCAGGAUUCAAGAAUCUUUUUGCGCUUGUUGGAGUUUGAUAUGCGUCGUGCAGAAGGCCUGCCGGAAUUUGAGGCGCUUCGGCAGCGCGAUGUCGACGAGCUGCCCGUGCGCGACCUGAUGGUACGCUCCAGUGUUUGCCGAAGCAUGCUCGAGCUGGGACAGCCGCACAUCAACUUUGGUCACAUGGACAAGGGGGACCAGCGUGAGCGGAAGAUUUGGAUCCAGAACAGGAGUGAAUGGGCGUUGCGCUACUGCAUUCGGAAGAGCGGUAGUAUUGCCUCGGGCGACAUUCGCUUGGGCCGAGGUCGUUAUGGCAUUGUGCCUGGCUACGGAAAGCGUGGCGUGGACUUCACAUUCUCGCCCUCGUUGUCAGGCCCCUUUUACGAGCGCCUGCUUGUCGAGAACAUUGCGGACCACGAUAAUGACCAGGCCAUUGUGCUCAAAGCGAAUGUGCGCAAAGUGGCAAACUUUGCCAUCGAUCCCACAUCGCUUGACUUCGGUACAUGCAGCUCGCAAGACUUGGUCUCAAUGCCAGAAAGCGUGUUAUUAUCAAACACGACAGCAAAACAACGCACGUUCGUCGUGCGGCUGGAUGAUCCCGUCUCACCCAUGCUCGACGUGCUUGUUGCCAUGAGUAACGACAGUGCCACACGCCGGGCGCUUUCUAGUGAAGAGGAGGAAGAAGUAGAGACACUCUUCCAGAAACUCAAAAUCGCCAGUCGCAAGGGCAACUUGGACAAACUAGCCAAGUACCGCGACCGCCUGACCCAGCUCGGUGUCUCCAUACCCACCGCGGCGACUUCGCCAUCGACUGAGGAGCCUGCUGCCAUUCCCACGACACCCAGCCAUGAUGAGUUGAAACACUAUACACUCUUGACGAGUGGAAGUGCUCAUGACAGGAGCGCACUCACGGUGACGAUUGGGGCUCAAAGUUCACACAAACUACUCGUCCGUGUGCGUGCGUCAUCAUCAGCGCUAGUCUCCUCCUCGUCAAUCGCAAAUCCCAAGGCCAAUUCGACUGAACACCAGCCGCUCGAUGCUUUGGUGUAUUUGCAAAUUCACGAAAAUAAAAACAGCGACGAAAAACGACACGUCAUUGUUCGUGCCCGUAUAGAAUCGUAG